AUGGCUGAGACUUUGGAUUCUGCCGAUGCCCUCAAAAUGACUACUUCUACAUCUCGAUCACACGAAUUUCUCCCUUCCCCGAAUCUACACUCGCCUAACGGAGGAGAGAUUGAAGAAGUCCUUCUUGAUGAUACUAAUAACAACCAAAAGAGCAGUGCUUUACUGUUAAAGAAGCCGGAGUGUUGCUUUUCUGGUUAUCAACAAGAUUCAGAGGUGGACACGGAGACCCUGAAAACAGCAGUCUUUCGAGAUUCACCAUCUGGUGAUGUUGCAUAUGACUCCGCCUUGGUCAGUACUGAUGUUGUUUUCCCUGAUAUUCAAGAACCGCCUUCUUCUUGUGUGGCGAUGUUUGCUGAUGACGCGACUGAUUCAAGAAAUGAGAAGAAUCGCGAGGAGAAGUUUGCUGACGAUUCAAUUGAUUCAAGAGCUGUGACGAAACAAGAAGGUAAUUUUGCUGACGAUGCAAUUGCUCCAAGAACUGUGACGAGACAAGAAGGGCAUUUUUCUGAUGAUGCAAUUAUUUCAAGUACCGUGAACAAACAAGAAGAUGAUUUUGCUGAUGAUGGAAUCGAUUCAAGAACUGUGACGAAACAAGGACAUUUUGCUGAUGAUGCAAUUGAUUCAAGUACCGUGAAGAAACAAGGAGGAGUUUUUGCUGAUUAUGCAAUUGUUUCAAGUACUGUGAAGAAACAAGAAGGUAAUUUUUCUCAUGCUGGAAUUGACUCAAGAACUGUGACGAAACAAGAAAGGAAAUUUUCAGAUUAUGCAAUUUGUUCAAGUACUGUGACCAAACAAGGAGGGAAGUUUGCUGAUGAUGGAGUUGAUUCAAGAACUGUGACGAAACUAGAAGGAAAAUUUUCUGAUGAUGUAAUAUGUUCAAGAACUGUGAAGAAACAAGAGAAGUUUGAAUCUUUAAAAUGCGCUUUGAAGAUUCAAGUGAUUGAUGAGACAGCACUCAUCGAGUUACCCUGUCUCGGAAAUGGGACGUUUAAUAAUGGGAAGCGCCAAAAAACUCAGGGGACAAAGGAGAAAAGGCCAAAAAGAAGGAUCUCGAAAGCUGAAAAAAAGGUGGAAACUUCAGGUACCCGCUCCCAAGAUUGUGGCUACAUUGGGAAUAAAGGGAAGAAAAGACUGGUGUAUUCGAGGAAGGAGGUGGAGGCUUUGAGGUUUGUGGGAUUGGAAGCCCAGAAGAAUAAGUGGAUUGAAGUCUACUGUGGGCUCGGUCCUUUGGUGGCAAAGGAAUAUGAUGAACUGUCUCAUCAUCAGAAACACAAUGCCACUGGCUUUGACUUUGAUCCUAGGAACCAGUUCUUGAGAGCUUCCGUGCCCCCAAGAUACUUGGAUGCAGUUGCUGCAAGGACAGAAGGAAACCACCUGAAAGUCUCUGUGCGCUGA
Molecule: messenger RNA, 1395 nt
Organism: Fraxinus pennsylvanica
Lineage: Eukaryota; Viridiplantae; Streptophyta; Magnoliopsida; Lamiales; Oleaceae
Source: the annotation of a GenBank genome assembly